UAGAAACCUAUCGAAGGGUAACCCGAGCCCAGAGAAACCCGCGGCCGCGGUGCCAGCACCCAGCCGCCGCGGUCGGGGCCGGUUUUCCGCAGGGGCGGCCGGGGGCGCGGGGGUGCGCGGGCGGCGACCGCGCCAUGCAGUACCAGCCGCCCGGCGCGGCGCCGGCCGCCCUGGGCGUCGGCGUCCCGCUGUACGCGCCCACGCCGCUGCUCCAGCCCGCGCACCCCACGCCCUUCUACAUCGAAGACAUCCUGGGCCGCGGCCCCGCCGCCGCCCCGGCCCCCCACUCCCUGCCCGCCCCGCCGCCGCCGACGCUGCCGUCGCCCAACUCCUCCUUCACCAGCCUGGUGUCCCCGUACCGGACCCCCAUCUACGAGCCGACCCCCGUCCACCCGGCCUUCUCCCACCACCUCGCCGCCACCUAUGGCACCGGCGCCUACGCCGGGCCCCUCUACUCCUUCCCCCGCGCCGUCGGCGACUACGCGCACGCCCUGAUCCGGCAGGACCCCCUGGGGAAGCCGCUGCUGUGGAGCCCCUUCAUCCAGCGGCCGCUGCACAAGAGGAAGGGGGGGCAGGUCCGCUUCUCCAACGACCAGACCAUCGAGUUGGAGAAGAAGUUCGAGACGCAGAAAUACCUCUCCCCGCCGGAGAGGAAGCGCCUGGCCAAGAUGCUGCAGCUCAGCGAGAGGCAGGUCAAAACCUGGUUUCAGAAUCGCAGAGCCAAAUGGAGGCGUCUAAAGCAGGAGAACCCCCAGGCCACCAAAAAAGAAGAAGUAGAAGGUGCUGACAGUCACAGUGACCAAAGGCCAGAGAGCUGCCAGAGCCCCGAGCAGAAGGGUAAGGAGGUCUCUCUGGAUGGCUCACAGUACACACCCUCACCAGCCUCACAGGAGGACCUGGAGUCAGAUGUCUCUGAUGACUCUGAUCAAGAAGUGGACAUUGAAGGUGAUAAAGGCUAUUACACUGCUGCCCACUAACAGUCCUGUGCAGAGAGCAGACCCUAACUCGGCUUGCACUUUACCAGGGGCUGGUUUGAAAGAAUAUUGUGCUACAGGAGAAAACUUUCACCGUUACACUGAAAGAAAAAAGCAUCACCAAAUAGACUAAUUUUAUAAUAAGCAGAGGAAGAAGGAUGUAUUUUCUGCGAGCAGUUCAGUUUUGAUAUCUCUCAUUUGGUUAAAGGACCGUGGUUUGUAUUUAAUUAUUUGUAAAAUAUGUUUGUACAAUAAUCAAUGUUCUAAGUGGAAUAUAAUCCUGCACCCUGUCUUUACUCAUGAUGGUGGAGAGGGUCUGAAUCAGCUGCUGUUGGUGAUCAGGCAGAACUCUAACUAGUGUGGAAGUGAGUAUGGAUUGCAGGACUAAGACCUUUAUAUGUGUAAACAAACGUACUUUAAAUAGAUUAAUUUAAACGCCCUUUGUAAGCAGAGAAACAUGUUCUGUGAAAUAGGGAGGGAUUUGACAAUCCCAAGAAGUGCCUUAUGCUCACACCCUUUUAUGUGCCAUGGUGCUCUCUACUGAGACAUCCCUUUGUCAGGUAGGGUUGUUGGACAGAUUCCUUUUUCAUCUUGAAAGAGAGGAGAUGUGCCUUCUCAGAUUUUUGAGAAUUUUGCCUCACAGUUUGGAUGGUUCCAUUUGCAAAAAAAAAAAAGAAAAAAGAAAAAAAAAUUCUCCUUCAAAAUCUCUAGGACUGUUUUUUAUGGAUUUCAUAUUUGAGAAGAAAUUGCAGGGAGCAAUAGGGCCCUGCUGCAGGACAGAAACUGGCAUCAGCUGCAAGGGCAUAAAUGAGGCACACAGCCAUGGGAAGAUAAUGCCUAUCAUACACAUAUCUGCUUCUGUACAUACUAGUUUUCUUUAAAAGUCUUGUGGUUUUGUACCUCACAUUGUUCAUAUUUUGUACAUAUUUGUUCAGUGUUAAAAAAAAAAUGGCAAAACCUGGUAUUUAAUUUUUGAUGGACAUAUCUGUGAAAUAAACCUAAACUCUGCAACACUCA
Molecule: messenger RNA, 1991 nt
Organism: Poecile atricapillus (Black-capped chickadee)
Lineage: Eukaryota; Metazoa; Chordata; Aves; Passeriformes; Paridae
Gene: HHEX
Product: hematopoietically expressed homeobox
Exons: 4
Coding region: 135-977 (280 amino acids)
Biological process (GO): regulation of transcription by RNA polymerase II; cell differentiation
Molecular function (GO): DNA-binding transcription factor activity, RNA polymerase II-specific; RNA polymerase II cis-regulatory region sequence-specific DNA binding
Source: RefSeq, a predicted model, not a curated record